Molecule: messenger RNA, 1208 nt
Organism: Tetranychus urticae (two-spotted spider mite)
Lineage: Eukaryota; Metazoa; Arthropoda; Arachnida; Trombidiformes; Tetranychidae
Biological process (GO): arachidonate secretion; phospholipid metabolic process
Molecular function (GO): A2-type glycerophospholipase activity
Source: RefSeq, a predicted model, not a curated record
UGUUUUGAGCUGGCACACAAUUUGUAAUUAUAAUUCAGAUGAUUUGAAUUUCCAGUAAAUGCAGAGCUUUUUUGUUUCUUCAUAAACAUGACCAAUUCACAUUGAUUAGACAAAAUAAUUGUUUUAUUAUUGCUCAUCUUUUAACAAACACAUUAAAAUCAGUAGUUAUUAAUACAUUGUCAGAAAUAGAGAAAUCAAAAUCACCUGAAUCGUCUUCAUUUAUCCUGCUUCUAAAUGUCUAACUGAAUCAAUUUCGGAUUUUAAUUGUGAUAUUGAGCAACUUCCAUUACUGUUUUCUUGUAUUAUAUAUAAAAAAUUAUGACAAUUAACUUGAUCAUUGUUCAUCGACAUCUUUAACUGUCAAUUUGCCUUUAUGGUUAAAACUUGACUCGUUUUGUGGUUAAAAAUGCUCUUGACAAGUCUAAUCGUUUCCCUUGUUUCACUGGUUUCACUUGUAAACGCAGCUGACCUUUACAAUUUCAUUUACACAACCGAUUCCAAAUCGAGUCUUGUUUAUGUUUCCAUCGACAAUUCAUCCAUCAGUUUAGAGAAAUCAAUUGUAAACUGUUCAGUUAUUAGUGACCCAGAUGGUGUUAAUGGAGUAUUGACUUCGGCUACUGAUCCUCUUAUUCCGAUUGACCAAGAUUCCUUCAAUACUUUGGUUAAAUCAUGUAAUAGCAUUAAACCCAGCUCAAUCUUACCACCAAAACCACUCUCUAACCUUUUUGGUUUAUCAAGUAAUAUGAUUGCUCCUGGUACCAAAUGGUGUGGACCUGGAAAUCGUUCAUCGGGUUACGAUGAUUUAGGUAUUAGGGUUGAGACGGACAAAUGUUGCCGUGAUCAUGACUACUGUCCAAUGUAUAUCGACGCGUUUCAAUCUAAAUACGGCUUGAAAAACACUCAAGCUUAUUCAAGUUCUCUCUGUGAUUGUGAUUUGCAACUGAAAACUUGCCUGAAAAAAGCGAGUCAAACUGAAAUGGAAGCCACUUUAUUUGGAAUGAUUUACUUCAAUGUUUUGAAAACCAAGUGUUUCCAACAAGUUAAGCCUAAAGGCCAGUGCCUUGAAUACUCUGGAUUGCUUAUUAAACGAUGUGCAAAGCAAGCUGAUCUUAAUACAACUGAACUCGUCUACCAGUUUCAAACCUCUGGACUUUUCCUUUAAAAAACUAUUUACAUUAAUAAAUAAUCAAAGCUAAAAAACCUCAAAA